UGCCGGAGCAGCACGCUGAGGGGGCGUCGCCGCCGCCGGCCCCCGGCGCCGCCGCGGGAGGCCGCGCCCGCCAUGGCGGCCCGGGCGGUGCUGGACGAGUUCACGGCGCCCGCCGAGAAGGCGGCGCUGCUGGAGCGGAGCCGCAGCCGCAUCGAGGGCCUGUUCGGCGUGAGCCUGGCGGUGCUUGGUGCGCUCGGGGCUGAGGAACCGCUGCCCGCGCGGAUCUGGCUGCAGCUUCGCGGGGCGCAGGAGGCGGUGCACAGCGCCAAGGAAUAUAUUAAAGGGAUCUGUGAACCUGAACUGGAAGAAAGAGAAUGUUACCCCAAGGCCAUGCACUGCAUUUUUGUUGGGGCACAGAGCCUGUUUCUCAAGAGCUUGAUUCAGGAUACCUGUGCCGAUCUCUGCAUUCUGGACAUCGGUCUUCUUGGCAUCAGAGGAAGUGCCGAAGCUGUGGUCAUGGCUCGAAGUCACAUUCAGCAGUUUGUAAAGCUCUUUGAGAAUAACGAGAACCUGCCCAAUAGCCAAAAAGAAUCAGAAGUGAAAAGGGAAUUUAAACAAUUUGUUGAAGCUCAUGCAGACAGUUACACAAUGGACUUGUUGAUUUUGCCCACUUCCUUGAAAAAAGAACUUUUGGCACUCACCCAAGGUGAGGAGAAUCUGUUUGAAACAGGAGAUGAUGAUGUUAUUGAAAUUAGAGAUUCUCAACAAACAGAGUUUACACAGAAUGCUGCCACGGGGCUGAAUAUUUCCAGAGAUGAAAUUGUUGUGCAGGAAGAUGCAAGAAAUAAAGCAGGGACUCCUGUUUCUGAGCUUACAAAACAAAUGGACACAAUCUUUUCUAGUUCACAAGAUGUGCUUUUUGUUCCAAUAAAUGGUCUAACCCCAGAUGAAGAGGCGCUUUCCAAAGACAGAGUUUGUCACAAAAGGAGAUUUUCUGAUUCUGAAGAAAGGCAUACCAAGAAACAGUUUUCUUUGGAAAAUGUUCAAGAGGGAGAACUUUUACAUGAUGGGAAGACACCAGCUGGAAAUGUAAUCAUUGACCUAUCUGAUUCUUCCACUGAUGCUGAAAACUUAAGUCCAGAUAUAAAAGACACUACUGAGGAAAUGGAAUACAACAUCCUCGUAAACUUUUUCAAAACCAUGGGCUACUCCCAAGAAAUUGUUGAAAAGGUCAUUCGGGAGUAUGGGCCAUCCACUGAACCAUUAUUGCUCUUGGAGGAAAUUGAAAAAGAAAAUAAAAGAUGCCAGGAAAACAGAGAAUAUUCACCUGGUACAAUGUAUCCAGAGACCAGUAAAACCAAAAAUAAAAGUGUUUGUAACAGCAUAAAUGAGCUUACAAUGGAUUCCACUCCAAAGAAAACACAAACUCACACACAGCAAAACAUGGUAGAAAAAUUUUCUCAGUUACCAUUCAAAGAAGCAAAACCGUGUACCUCAAAUUGCAAAAUUAAUACUUUCAAAUCAGUGACAGUAGAACAGAAACAAGAAAUCUGGAGUUCAAACCAGAACUACAUUUGUAACAUAGACGUUGAAACUGAUGGCCUUUUACCCUCUGUUGCCCCUUCAAGUCCCAAAGAAGUUGUCAGUUUUAUUUCAAGAGGAGCUUCAAGUCACCAGCCCAGAAUUCCCAUUUUUCCUGAAAAUGGUUUGCAGCAGAAAGUGGAACCCUUGCUCCCAAAUAAUAUGAAGUCUGCCUGUGAAAACUGUCCGGGAUGUUGUAGCUCUCCUCAGUCUAAGCCAAAUUGUCCACCCCUCUCUCCACCGAGGCCGCUGUCCCAGCUGCUACCUUCAGUUACUGAUGCAAGGUUGGCAGGACCUUCUGAGCACAUUGAUUCCUCCGUUACAGGGGUCCAGAGGUUUCGAGAUACUCUGAAAGUGCCCUACAAGCUGGAAUUAAAAAAUGAACCAGGGAGAACGGAUCUGAAGCACAUUGUUAUAGAUGGGAGCAAUGUUGCAAUUACCCACGGUCUGAAAAAGUUCUUUUCUUGUCGUGGAAUUGCAAUUGCGGUUGAAUAUUUUUGGAAGCUUGGUAACAGAAACAUCACUGUAUUUGUCCCACAGUGGAGAACAAGGCGUGAUCCUAAUGUUACAGAACAGCACUUCUUAACCCAGCUCCAGGAGCUCGGAAUAUUAUCUUUAACUCCUGCACGGAUGGUCUUUGGAGAAAGAAUUGCUUCUCAUGAUGACAGGUUUCUGCUACACUUAGCGGACAAAACUGGUGGCAUAAUUGUAACAAAUGAUAACUUCAGAGAAUUUGUGACCGAGUCAGCCUCUUGGAGAGAAAUAAUUACAAAAAGGUUGCUCCAGUAUACCUUUGUGGGGGACAUAUUUAUGGUUCCUGAUGAUCCUCUGGGAAGAAGUGGACCUCGAUUAGAAGAAUUUCUUCGGAAGGAAGUCUUUCUUCGAGAUAUGCAGCCCCUACUCAACGCCCUGCCAAACGUGGGCAUGUUUGACCCCAGCUUCAGAGUCCCUGGCGCCCAGGCAGCCAGCACCAGCCACCAGCCUCCAGCCCGGAUUCAGGGCACCCCACCCAGCCACUGGCUUCCUCAGCAACCCCGCUUCCCACUUUUGCCAAACCUUCCCAGCCUCCAGCAGAAUCUGCCCCUGCCAGCACAGAGAUCUUCUGCAGAAACCAACGAGCUGAGGGAAGCCCUUCUGAAGAUCUUCCCUGACUCAGAGCAAAGACUGAAAAUCGACCAGAUCUUGGCGUCUCACCCGUACAUGAAAGACCUGAACGCGCUCUCUGCCAUGGUGUUGGACUGAGGGCCGUCGGGAUCCGGGGCUCUGGGCUGAAGACGCACUCAAGCUGGUAUCUGCACGUGGCAGCAGGAAGUGACAUAAUGUGAAGAAACCGAUUUCCCGGUGGAAAUGCUGUUGUAGUAUAUAGAAAAAAACCAGAUGUUUUGUGUAUAAAAAAAAUCUGGAUUUUCAAAACCAGCUUUUUUCUAUAUAUAAAUUAUGCUGCUAUUACAGAUUUAACAUUUUCUGUAAAAGGAAAGUCUACAUUUUCUGCCUGUUCAGGAACUGUUUAAUAGCAGUUACUCUUGAGUGUACUUACAUUUUUAUGUUUUUUAAACUAUUUUCCUUAAAGCUGAAAAUAUUGACAAAUGGAUAUGAUUAGCCUUUCUAAAUAAAAAAAAAAAAAAGAGUUGCUUUCUUAGGGAAAGCAAGACCUCUUAAAAUAUAUUUUCUUGAGAUGACUGUGUCACGUCCACUAACAUGAAGUGUGCUCACCCCUUCCAGCCCCCUCUGCCCUCACCCCUGGAAUUAGAGCCCGAAGGAGUUAGUUUUGCUCCUCUGGGGUCUUUCAUUGGAGCCAUUUGUGAGAGUGGACAAGUGGUGCCACUAGAUGGCACCUUGUGCCCAGCCAUUGUUAAUGACCAGGGCAAAGUUAGCCGCACAGUGUCAGGGCUGGAAGAACCUUGAGAGCUCUCGCAGCCCAGCACCCCGCCCCCCGCAGGGGAGCACACCAGGGCUCCGAGUGCUCCCUGUCUGAGUUCACCCAAGUCCACUGCUGGGGACUGGAUUCCUCGUCCAGGGCUCGGCCACACACACCAGGCUGAGACCUCACUGUCCCUCACUGACUCUCAAGUCACGUCUUAGCCUCUGAAGGUGAUAGUGGGAUGCGAGGAAGUUUAGUGAAAAGCCUUGUCGCUAUAGUAAUUUUGUGUCCCCAACCGUGGGAGACACCCCAUGUGAAGUUUGUGCAGCUUUGCCAAAAAAAUAGUUUUCUAUUCUCAAGAAUGACCCAAGCCAGUAAAUAGCAUUAGUAGCUUCCGUAGGGGCCCAGAGCCCCGUGUUUAUUUUUCCUGUGUUUGUCUCUAGUGUCCUCCUAAACUGCCCUUCCCGUGAGUCUUUCUCUCAACUGGUAUCUUAGUAUUGUGUUUUCAGUGUUGCCCAAAUUCUGUGUCAGUGAAAUUCUUUUUCUGGAUAAUUAAUUCCUAACAUUUUUACUGUUAUCUGGACCUUCAAAGGGCUCUGUAUUUUAUACCUGUUCCCCCUGCCAGACUGCUCAUGGUCAGUUUCUUGUCUGCUCCUGUAGAUCACAUCUCUCCUGGCCCUGGAGGCAACGGCUGAGGACUUAGUGCUGGUUUGUCCUUCGUGGUAAAGGGACUUAGCUGGCCAUGAGCAGGCCUGGGUGGCUCCCCGUGAUGCUCCCUCCAGGCGUGUGUGACCCCCGCAUCCCUCGGGGGUGAGUCCAGAGUCCUCCAGGUGGCCAGACUUGUAUUUCAAUGAUAUUUUCUCUUGGAUGCCUUUAAGAUGUGUCCUAAUAAUGUGGAACCAGUUGUCAGCUGUUGCUUCCGGGCAGGUUGCCCGAGUCCCCCACCCAGCUGUGGGUGUAGAGGGGGAAGACUUGAGGCAGUCCAGGAGGUGACUUCAGUCACAGCUCCUGAGCCUCAGCUUCAGAACUGAUGGUUUUUAAAAACAGCACAAGUCUGAGGACUAGGGCUGUCUCGCAGUGACCCUGACCUUUUGGGCCAAGGUUUGUUCCAGCAGCCUUGCCAAUCCAGCACUUCUGUUUCAGAGAAGGCCCUAGGUGAGGCGUGCCUUGAUUACUGGCGUUUAGCCGCAGGUCUUGCUGGAAGGGGGCUGAGUCUCCCCUGAAGCCAGGUAGAGCUGGCUAGGCCUAGAGGUCAGGAGGUUUCUGGGCUCUGGAAGUGAGCUGACCCUUGACCUUUGAAUUAUGUAAGCCUCUGUGGUCUCAGUAGUGUUUCUGAGAGCUCUCCUGCCCCUUUUCUCGGGCGGGUGCAGGAAGAAUGCAGAAGACUAAGUGGGAGGAGUUUAGAAAAGCAUGAAUUACUCACUUGGGAAAUCACAACAUGAAACAUAAUUCACAGCUUUUUCUGAAAUCUAUCAAGUUUAGUUAAAUUUAAUAUUUAAAUACUCAAUUUUCAAACCAUUAUAAAAAGAGUCAUCAUGUGUUCUCUAGCCUCCCAACACUAGGCUCAGUAUUGAUGCUACAGAGUAUUUCUCAAUGGUCUGCCCGCUGUGGUAGGUUUCUAAACUACCUUGGGAGUGUCGGUAGCAGUGCUUCCUGUGGCUCCUUCAGGCUGUCGAGCAGCAUUCCUGUGACGUAGGUGGCAGGGCAGAGGAUGCCAUCCUUGUUCAGUAGACUGGUAUCUGGUGCUUGGAGAGAUGGCCCAGAGUUAAAGAGCAAGGUGGUGGUGAUGCUGAGUGAUUCCCGGACCUGCAUGCUUCCCCGGCCCCAGGCUGCCACCUCCGGAGGAGAGAGGCUGGGCUGACCUCUGUGUCAGGUAGCCUGUGUUUGAGACCCUGCAGGCUGCCAGCAGGAAGGACAGUAAGAAGGCCUCUCAGCUGUCCUGGGCGGGUCGUCAUUGUUCUGGCAGGCUCCACUGAGGCGUGGCCGUGCCGCCAGGGACUCGGUCGGCCUGUGGCAGUUUUUGAGAUCAGUGAGAGGAGGCAUAGUCCUGCUUUAUUCUUAGGCUUAUUGUGGCACCUGUGGAGUAGGAGCCACCCCAGAAACCCGUGAUGCUCUUAGCUAGCAGACCGCCCGGCUGGGGCCCCAUUCUCACCUCAGGCCCCGCCCGCCUCCCACACACCUCCAAGAUUGGCCUGCCUUUGGGAAUCCCUCCCCACUUCCAGCGGUCCACCGGCGCUUCCCUGUCCCCACCUGCCCUUUCUGCAUCCCUGGGCCCACCUUCUCUCAUCUCUUAGCUGUAGUUUGUCGGUCAGUUACUCUAACUCCAUUUCUUCAUCAUCUACCUCCGUUAUUCCCCACAUAUUGCAGAUCCUUGAGAUUAACAUAACCUGAAUUCCCUAAGGCUCAUCUCUGUUGCUGCUUUCCCUCACUCUCCCACUCUCCACUUCCUGGUCUGCAGGCUUGGCCUCCACCCCACCACGUAGUAAUAGUGUAGGAGAAGUCAUCGGGGACCACCUGAUUGCCAGAUUCACAGGCCUUUUCCCAGUCCUUGACUGAGUGUCCACACUCAGUCACCAUAGCAUGACAUCGUUGACCUCAUUUUCCCUGUUUUCUGAGAUUUCCCUCACUCCUGAACAUCUUUCAUUCCUUUUCCCUCUUUUACCCAAAGGCCAGUUCGACGGGUGGUUCUAAAACUUUGCACCAGCUCCAGGAUUCAUGGUGGGGAGGGCAGCUCCUCCUAAAAGUGCGGAUUACUGGGCACUACCCCAGAGAUGUUUAUCGGUAGCUCUGGAGUAAAGCCUGGAAAUCUGCAGCUUCACCUAGCUCCCUGCAUGGCUCCCGUGCAGGUGGUCCACGGACCACAUUUUGAGAAACUCACCCCUAGGGAUCACCACGUUUCCCUGACUCCAGCUGUCCCCUCUCUGCAGUGACUUCUGGUCCCAGCUCCAGCCCUGCCCUUUAGGAGUGCAUUUCUAGCUCUACCUGGAAGCCCUGGGACAUCUCAGGCCCCCAGCCUGCAUCUGUUCCUUGCUGUCCUUGCCCACCUACCCUGCCACAAGGUCCCCUCAUCCCACUCCUGCCCCUUUUUGAUGAUUGCCCCUGAGUCAUGCUUUUAUGGCCUCCCUGUGGGCAUCAGCCUCUGACAAGUGAGCCCACUUCUCAGCUUCCCAUAUCCCUCUUCCAGACUCCACAGCUGCUAGAGUUAUCUUCUUAAAAGCACAUUUCCGGACACCCCAGUCCUGUUCAGUGGCCGUGGCUUUCAUGGCCAGAGUGUUAAGCUCAGGCCUCCCUGAGCUUAGUGUCCUUAGUUGCUCACCUCUCAAGUCGCACUUGAUGGCCCGCUUUGCAUAGCCCACCACCCACUCACUACAGCCACACGAUUUCCUCGGUUACCUGUGGGCUCCUGCCUGUGUUGUGCAUCCCUUCUCUGCUAGAAAUGCCCUUUCUCCCAAAUGGCUUCCCCCUUCAAGGUCCAGCCCUGAGUCCUCUGUACCCUUGCCCAGAGCUUCCGACCGUAAGCAGCCUCUGGUGUUCUGUGAUCCCACAGCACUUGUGUCUUGCUUUCGGCGCUUGCCACUCUGGCUGGUGUCACUGCAGCUGAUUGUGUACUGUGUCUUACCCCCCUUUCUAGACUGUGAGCUCCUCGUGGGCAGGGCUGUCUGUGUUCACUCUCUGUAUUUCCCCCAGCACCUAGCACAGUGCCUUGCACUUAAUAGGUGCUCAAUAAAGUCUGCUCAAUUGAA
Camelus dromedarius (Arabian camel) is the source of this 7125-nucleotide messenger RNA. It is a transcript of the gene N4BP1, whose product is annotated as NEDD4 binding protein 1. Lineage: Eukaryota; Metazoa; Chordata; Mammalia; Artiodactyla; Camelidae. The transcript has 7 exons. The record is from RefSeq and is a predicted model, not a curated record. Bases 73 to 2763 code for a protein of 896 amino acids. Gene Ontology annotation, biological process: negative regulation of protein ubiquitination; negative regulation of proteasomal ubiquitin-dependent protein catabolic process. Gene Ontology annotation, cellular component: nucleus; PML body.